AUGAAACAUAGGCAAGAGAGAACUUCAUUCAGUGGAAGCGUUCAGCUAGAAUCCGGUCGGAAGAGCACCAUGUUGGAGUAUGUGGUCAUCGCGGCCGUGGUGGGGAUCAUCGUCUACUAUUUCAUGACCAAGGUACGUUCACAACAUCAGAACAAGCUUAUUCUCAGGCUGACAAGCAGAUCGCCCUCGGCUAUGAGAUGAACUCAUUGAAACAGGUGAGUGUUUUUGCCUCUUUUGUCUAUUAUAAUAUUGUAGUAGAUGAAAGAGAUUUUUAGAAUGAGGCGGAUACGGCCAAAGUAGUGACGGAUCGAUUUGCCGCCGAAGCAGGUGUGCCGAAGACGCCAACCGAGCCAGAAACGCCGGCUCCAGCCGGGAGCGCCGAGUAAGUGAAAUAUUGAUGGAGUAUACUGUAAUGUAUAAAAUUAUUUGUUAACUUUAAAAUUGGACGCCUUGAACAAAGCUGGGACGUUUUUACACGAGUACGAGCACCGUCCCAGUUUUUGGAAAUGUAGAAGUAGUAACUCAAAAUUAAACACUUUCAUCGUAUAAGAUGUCACCUUCGAUGACGUAUGCCAUUUUUAGAGCGGAGAAGCACAAGCACCGCCACAAACACCACAAACACAAGAAGAACAAGAAAAGUAUGACACAUGGGUUGUAUUAUUAUAUUACUCAUCGUACACUCAUCUUGAAAUUGCUAAUUACAGGCAGCUCCAAGAGAAGAAAGCACAAGAAGACCAACCCCACCCCAGACGUUGGGUCCGGCUCCGGCCCAGUUGCAGCUGGCGCUCCAGGUGCGCCAGCUCCUGGACCCGCUCCGGCGGUUUAG
This is a messenger RNA of Bursaphelenchus xylophilus (pine wood nematode), 826 nucleotides long. The record is from the annotation of a GenBank genome assembly. NCBI's taxonomy places the organism in Eukaryota, Metazoa, Nematoda, Chromadorea, Rhabditida, Aphelenchoididae.